AUGGGCCUUGUUCCUAAUGUUCUUGAUCAGUUUACUCGCGUCGAUUGGGAAACUUCCAAAGGGUCGGUGAAACAUGACGUUUACAUGAUAACCACACCAAGGGUGCGAGAAGAAGCUCGACGCCACUUCAAUUGUUCUACCUUGGAGGGAGCUGAAGUGGAAAAUCAGGGCAUGCCCGGAACGCUUGGCAUACACUGGGAGAAACGUGUCUUUGAGCUGGUGAAAAGGUCAUCGGAUGAAGGAUACAUUCACAGCAUUGCCACGAUGGAAAACAAAGGACACGGUUGUUCCUUGGUCGCUAGUGAACCGCCAGCGACAAUAAAGAUGAUGAAGAUGAAGAUGAUGAGACGGAGCUGCUCAUGCAUGCAGCAUCGAGAUCUUUAA
Messenger RNA from Haemonchus placei, 384 nucleotides. The record is from the annotation of a GenBank genome assembly. NCBI's taxonomy places the organism in Eukaryota, Metazoa, Nematoda, Chromadorea, Rhabditida, Trichostrongylidae.